Molecule: messenger RNA, 17374 nt
Organism: Podarcis lilfordi (Lilford's wall lizard)
Lineage: Eukaryota; Metazoa; Chordata; Lepidosauria; Squamata; Lacertidae
Source: the annotation of a GenBank genome assembly
GCAACCGUUUCUGCACCCAUUCUUGAGUGCAAAGUUUAUUUAUUCAAAGCAUUUACACCUUACCCUUCAACCAGAGCAGUUUACAAAUCAAUGAAAACUACGUACGCAGUCCAUUUCCUCAGGUGCUGAAUCCCAAAAAGCCAAGACGCAGAAAAGAAAAGAAAAGCAAUGGGAAGCAGAGAUUACACUCUUUAAGCACAAUUUACUGGAGCACUUUUACAAGCACCACCGAAACCAGCCUCCAAAUAUUAUAUGCAUUCGUCCUUCACCUUGUCCCAGGAGUCCCCCGUUUGCAUAGGAUCGCGAGGCACGUUGCCCUGAGCUGUAAAAUCAUGUUAGACAAGAGGCACCUCUCCAGAAAUGCCUGCGGGGCAGCGGCAGCUCAGUUCCCAAAGGGAAAAUAAAGGCAGCGACGUCUCUUCAGACGAUGCGCCGAGCAUCCAAUUGCAAGAACGGCGACCAGUUCGCUUCCCAAAACGGAGCGAUCGCGGCGAGCCAAAUCGGGAGUGUCCCGGAGAGAGGAGCGGUGCCGUUGCAGCUGCUGGCGGUUUGGGGAGGCGACGAAGCCUCCGCGUCACCUGGUGAGGAAGAGCUCCGCAUCUUCUGGUCCUUUUGGGAGGGCCCUUAAGGGAGGCGGCAGGAUUCGGCGAAAGCGCGAUGCGGAUUAGCAAAGCGAAGCGGCGAGAGGGAAGCCACGGCGAGGCGGCAUUUUGCUCCCCUUGCCUCCAAGGUGGGGGAAAUCCUCCGCCCGAUGGAGAGGGCAGGAGGCAGUCUCCCCACCCCCCCGUCCCUCUUUUCAACACUGCCCCCGGGAUGGCGACACGUUCCCAUCCGCCACGGACGCUCUGAGGGAACCGACCCCUCAGAAAAGCCAGAGGCGCCCAAGUUGCCUCUGCCGCCGCCGCGCCAACCGGCCCAGCAAACCGGAACCAGCCAAUGACAGUCGCGAGAAGCUCUCUCCAGAGAAGUGGGCGGGGCCGCAGAAAGCAACGGCCGACCCACCCGACAGAAGCUUCGUCAGAAGCCAACGGCAAGCUGAGUGGAACCCAAGAGGGAGAUGGUGGAAGAGGAGGAGGAGCGGGUGGGUGGGCGUGGCUCCGCGGCCGAGCUCCUUGGCGAUAGGCUGGGCGCCGAGAAGGAGGGGAAGCGAGGGGCGGCGGAAGACCAACCGGCCUCUUUGGCCGUUGGUGAGUGAGGCGUGGUUUGGGUGGUGGGCGGAGCCCUGAGGUCGAGCUUCGCCCGGCGAUUGGCCCCCCGGCCGCGAGCGGGGGGCGUGUCCCGUCGGCAGCCGCGGCCUCCCCCGGGCCUGGAUGGCGGGCGAGGGAGGCUCGGGGCGCCUGUCUCUCGCAGCGGCGGAAGUCUCGCGAGGCGGCGCGGGCGGGAUUUGGCGGCGGCGGCGGAGGCUGCUGCCUGCUUGCUUCCCACCCUCCUCCCUCCCUCCCAGCGAGGAGCUGGUGUUUGUGUGGAAGGGGGAGGAGGCGGCCGCGGAGGAGGAGGAGGAGAGGGAGAAGGAAGGCGAGCGAGAGGAGCCUGAGCCCCGCCGGCGUCGGGCGGACGAGCGGAGCCGAGGCCCGUCGCUAGGCUCGGGGCCGCCGCCGCUGCGCCCGCCGCCAUGGCCUCGGGAGACACCUUGUACAUCGCCACGGACGGCUCGGAGAUGCCGGCCGAGAUCGUGGAGCUGCACGAGAUCGAGGUGGAGACCAUCCCGGUGGAGACCAUCGAGACCACCGUGGUGGGCGGCGAGGAGGAGGAGGAGGAGGACGACGACGACGAGUGCUGCGAGGACUGCGGCCCUCACCACCCGCCCCACCGCCGGCACCACCACCACCACCAUCACCACCACCCGCCCAUGAUCGCCCUGCAGCCGCUCGUCACCGACGGCGACCCCAGCGGAGGCGGCGUGGGCGCCGGGGGCGGCCAGCUCCAUCUGCACCACCACCCGCACCACCAGGAGGUGAUCCUGGUGCAGACCCGCGAGGAGGUGGUCGGCGGAGACGACUCGGACGGCUUGCGGGCAGACGACGGCUUCGAGGACCAGAUCCUCAUCCCCGUGCCGGCCCCGGCCGGAGAGGACGAGUACAUCGAGCAGACUCUGGUCACCGUCGCGGCCGCCGGGAGCAAGGGCGGCUCGGGAGGGGGAGGCUCCUCUUCGGGCGGCGGCCGGGUGAAGAAAGGCGGCGGCGGCAGCGGGAAGAAGAGCAGCAAGAAGAGUUACCUGGCCGGGGGAGGAGGCGGCGGUGGCGGCGCGGCCGAAGGGGGCGGCGGCGGCAGGAAAUGGGAGCAGAAGCAGGUGCAGAUCAAGACCCUGGAGGGGGAGUUCUCGGUCACCAUGUGGGCCUCGGGUAAGUGGAGCGGCCGGGCGGGGCUCGGCACCUUGCGCGGGGAGGCCCCCAGGGUCCGGGGAGCCCUUCUCCGGGCCCGGCGGGCACUUUCCCCCCGUUUUGUUUUGAAGGGAGGCCAUGUUUGGAUGUGUGUGAUGGGCGCCGCCAUGUUCAUCUCGCCAGGGCAAGUAUGGCGGCUUCCCCCGAAAAGAUGGCGGGGUCUGCGCUUGCCUCUGCCUGAUUGCCCGGCUCCCUCCGGCGGGGGGGAAAAGGGAAAGAAAGAUGGCGGCGGCCCCGCCAAGAUGGCGGCCGAGAGGAAGAGAGAGAGAGAGGAGGGGAGGCGAGGCGGCGCGCCUGCCUGUCCGCGCGCGCGCGCGCUCUCCUUCCUUCCCCUCCCCCCCCAUCUCCUCUCGUUCUCUGAGUGACUCCUGGACUAGGCCGCAAUGGCGUAGUUUCUGCAGUAGGGGGAGGGAGGGAGGAGGAGGGAGGCGGGGCAGGCACGCGGCGGCGCGGGCCGAGCUCGCCGGCCCCUUCCUUCCCCUCUUCCAGCCUCUCUCCCCCUCCUCGAGCUGCCUCGGUUCCGUCCCCUUUCCCCCCGUGUAGCCUCCUUCCUUUCAUUCUCUACCCCGUGACAGACUCGGGGUAACCUUUAAACGUUCCUCGCUGGGCUUUUCCCUUCGUCGUCUUUUCAACCUUCUUUCCUUCCCCCACAAGCAAACGGAUAAGCCGUUUCCUUCCCUUCUUGCGCCCCGCCUCAUGUCCGUUUCCUUUCCCCAACCAGCCGCCUCGACUUGGUAGCGCUUGCCUGACUGGUUCCUCCUCAUUUCUCUCCUUCCUCCUGGGAUUUUGGCUAAGUCCCCCUCUCCUCCCCAUAAAAACUCCCUAAUGAAUUCCGACAAGAGGUCUGUUCAGGAAGCGCGGCUUUCAGUUUUACUGCCAGUAAGUCGGGGAAGCGCCCAAGUUGCCGCCUCCUUCCAACACCAGAACUGAGUCCCUUUAUACGAAACACGUUUCCCAAACUGAGCCUAUUUUCACGGUUCCUAGACUCGUGAGUGUGCUUAAAAGUCUCUUUAGCUGACAUCUAGCGGGGUUUUUAAUAACUUGAGGGGUCUGAGGGAGGCCUAAAAUUAGGCGCCUGGAUCACUGACAUCUGCUCUGAAGGAAGGAGGUGGAUCCUCUCUGACCCUGGAAGCUGGAUCUCUGGCAGAAGACCAGCAGAGAGAGUGCCUUUUGACUUAAGAGGUGCUGCCACCUCUUCUCAUUACACAGCAGGUGUGUGAAAUUGACACUGCCAGCCUCCAGAUCCAGGAUAUGUUGUUUCAAGGGAAUUAACCUCUGCAGUAAACAGUUCUUGCGGUUCCUGCCUGUAUAUAUGGGUUAAUAGUAAAGGGUACCAGCUGUAGGAAACUUAAGGGUUUUAGAGUUCUCAAAUGUUUUUUUCAAGUUAAAUAGAGUGUUAAUGAAUGGAGAACCUACUACCAUUAAUCCUUUAUUUUUAAGUGUCCUAAUCCAUAGAAGAGUUGGAAGGGACUGUGAGGGUCAUCUAGACCAACCCGCUGCAUUGCAGGAAUGUUUCACACAAGAGUCUCAUGCUCUAAUGAGUGAGCUAUCCCAGGUUAUACGCAAGUAGAUCCCUUGAAGUAUCGCCUACAGAAACAUAAAAAUGGGUAUGAAUUUGGCUCCUGGUGUUUUACAAUAUAUGCCUGCUUGGCUGAUUAGAACACAGUUCAUGCACAUUUCAGUGUGUUAAGUGAAAGAAACAUAAAUAUUUGCUGAAUUAGCUUGAGUUUCUAACUUAUUACUGCAUUGAUAAUACAUAGUUUUAGAAAGUCUUGGUGUUAAAAGGGCAACUUUGUAUAUUAUUAAUAAUAGCAGCACAACAUAAUCCCCAGGACAGAGUAAUUGUUUUAAUCAUUAAUAAAAUAAACACUGCCAGCCAGGAGCACAAUCCAGAAUCUAUGACUAUACAGUCUACAUAACAUUUGUGCUGUACUAAUUUUGUACAUGAUAUUUUUUCAUUGAGUAAAUAUAUCAUUACAUUGCUUAGAGACCAGUGACAGAUGUGUUUGGUGUGCUCUCUGUAAAUCAGUGGUGUCAAAACUUAUUUCAAAGAGGGCCAGAUUUGAUGAAGGGCUAUGUUUGUUGAGUUUUUUUAGGAUUGAAGUUGUUGAGGGUUUUUUAGGAUUUUAUCCCAGGAAAUAAACUGCCACAGGGGCCGGAUUAGGCCCCCAAAACAGACUUUGGGCAUGCCUACUGUAAAUCCAAACUACUAAACACAAUCACUUAAUUUAGAACUAAGGCUUGUAAUUCUUAGGAAGCAACUCACAUGAGAUUAUGUGGAACAUCAUAGCUCAAUCCUAUGUGCUGUCUAAAAACUAUCCCAGAACAGAUUUUAUUCAGUCUUUUUAAAAUUUCCAGUCCCCUUCACUAUUGGUUAUCUUGUCCUCUGGUACUUCAGAGAAACUGAGCAAGUGGCAUUCUGUGACAAUCUAAAAUGAUAUUUUCAUAGCCAUAUCACUUUAUUGACCAUGCUGAUAAAUUUUCAAGUAAUUGAGUUUCAUAAGUGGUUCACGGAAUCUGAUAAGUUAAAUGGAUAAUUUCUGCAGUGACAUACCCAUGCUUUCUUAGAAGCAAGUACUACUGAUAUAAAUGGGGCUUACUUUCUAGUGCAGAUUGUAGUCCUAUAUGCUUUGUGCUUAUGUUAAGCAGCUUUAUCAAAUAUUACAUGAUGCAGAAGCUAUUGCCAGAGGUGCCGAAAGUCAAAGAUCAAUUAGCUGCAUUGAGCUGUGGAUUUUCAGGCAUCUAGUAAGGUGUCUGAAGCUACUGAUGUUGAUGGCCUAAAUGAACUCUGUUAGUUAUGGGCUCAAUUCUCUCUGUUUCUGAAUCAAAAUCAGUGCAUUAAUCCAGGCUUGUUUUGACCUUGUAUAAAUAAUGCAAUAGCCUUUUCUGCUGAAAUGUAAUAUGUAUAUACACCCAUUAUUUUCUGUGGUGCUCUGAAGCCUUGAUAGCUCUCGAAGUCCAUCAGCCUGCUUAUAUAAUUUAAUUGCGUACCUGCCCUGUUUGAUCACAAUAUUGUGCUUGCUCCUUUUAGGCACUUUACAGACCACUAGUUCAAGGUGUGCUUAACAGAAGUAGCAUAAUUGAAUUCUCCAUUUAUGUCUUACACUCUUAACAGUGGGAUAUAUCUGAAAUAAUAUAGUACAGUGGUACCUCGCAAGACGAAUGCCUCACAAGACGAAAAACUCACAAGACGAAAGAGUUUUUCGUUUUUUGAGUUGCUUCGCAAGACGAAUUUCCCUAUGGGCUUGCUUCGCAAGACGAAAAUGUCUUGCGAGUUUGUUUCCUUAUUCUUAAAACCGUUAAUACCGUUAAAACCGUGCUUCGCAAGACAAAAAAAUCGCAAGACGAAAAAACUCGCAGAACGAAUUAAUUUCGUCUUGCAAGGCACCACUGUAUGAUGAUUAAACACAAAAAGGCUCAGAUCAAACUUUUAACAAUUUGUACAAAGUUAGAAGAAUUUUUCAUGCUAUCUUUCAGCCACCUCUUUACCUAGUAUUAUAUCGUCUUUGUGCUAUUAUUCUCCUCUUUUGGAUUCUCCCAAGUUCUGAACAGGAGUGCUAUGCAUCCCUCAGUUUUGGGACUGGCUACCCAGAAUAUUCCUUUAGCCUUGUUUAAGGGAAAUUUAAUGCCCUCCUGCAGAAAUAAUUGUUGUAGGAAAGUUUAACACUUCUACCAGUUCUGAAUUUGAAUGUUAUUGAAUAGGGUAGGAUUUGAGGAGGAUGUGUUCAGUUACAGUACUAUACAUUAAAUGGCACUCCCUUUUAGAUGCUCAAAUAGUUGAACUGGUUAAACUUCAUAAACUUCUUAGAUACCGUCUUCUGAAAUCUUGAAUGCAUCUUUUUACAUAUCCUGUGUUUUAUGAUAUGGAAACCAAGUUUUGGUAACCAGUUCAACUUGCUCCAUAAUUGCAUUUAUGCUGUGCCUUAUCUGAACUUGUGACAGUGGAGGUCAAAAACAGUUCUUAGGCAUUCUCUUCCCCCCUUUUCAUGCACGUGGAAAGCCUAAUAGUUUCUAGCAUAAUAUCCUGAAUUACUAAAAAAAUUGUGUUAAUACACCAAAUACCAUGUACUUGCUCUCAAGUGACUUUUAAUUUUGAAGUUUGGGGUUGAGUAGAGUUGCUUCUUAAGCAAGUUAAUAACUUGCAGCUUUCAAAUUAAGGGAAGUCCUUCUGUUGUCCUUCUGGGUAAUUAGUUACAUUCCAGGGUCCCAUUAUAGCACAAUGCUAUUUCUCAAACCAUUAAGAAAUCCCUCUCAGUUAGUAAGCGGGAAACUAUUGCAUGGCUAUUGCAGUGACCCAUGUCAGAUAGCAUCUUCUAAACUAGGGGUGGGUAGGUUGUGGCCCCGUAUACUCUGUUGGACUCCAUUUCCCAUCAUCCCUGACUAUUGACCAUGUUCUCGGGACUGAUGGGAGCUAGAGUCCAACAACUUACGGGGGCCACAGGUUCCCCCAGUCCUAUGUGCUAUUCCUUUUUCACAAGCCUAGUACAUCUAUGCCACUCCAGAAUGUUUCAAUGCUCUUCUGAACUAGGCAUUACUUCCACAUAGAAAUCUAGAUAUCAUUGAGAAGCAUUUUAGCCUAGUUUCUCUCUCCCACCCCAUUGUAUAGUUUUCAGCAAACUGAAGCGAUACAGGCGUAUCUCAUUAAUAAGAAUUCACUGCAGUAAGAUCUAGGUCAUAAUGCCCAGAAGUAGAAAUGUAAGUUUAGAUCCUAGUUAUUAGAAAUUCAGCAUGUAACUGCAUAAUACAAUGUCUUUAGCCACAACACCUGUGGCCACUGGCAUCCUAUCAUGUUACGUUUAAGCCCCAAAUCGUCCACUGAUGCCCUUGACUAUGCUUCUGAAACUUGACUGCAUCCAUCAGUUCUACUGGAUUUUUUCUGCUCUGUUAUCUUUGGGUUGCUCAAGCCAGUUUGGGGUGUUGUUAUGUACAGAAGAUAAAUGAACCAGAUGUUCACCAGAACAGAGAAUGGCUAUAACUCAUUUGGUUUCCCAAAUUUGGAAGUGGUCACUAUGUGAACAGAAUGCUGGACUGGAUGGGUGUUUGGUCUGAUCCAACAGUGUUCUUCUUAAAUUCUUGCAUUCCCCAUGCUAGUGCCAGUAAUCUGUUCUGCAUGAUAAUAUACACGUAUUAUUGCUCAAACUGUGCAUACAGCUUGCUUCUGCUAGGUUAGAUGAUCUGUCAAGUUAGGGUCCUAGAACCAUACACUGUGAAACCUAAGAACAAAGCAACAGCAGCUCUUUAAUCUCCAUUCUUUGGAGGUAUAAUCAUCCACCCUCAGAUCCAUUGAGGAUUAUUGAGGGUUCCUUUACCAGAGAGUAUUCAACUCAUCCAAGUCCAAUAGUUCAGGAUACUUGAAAACACUUAAUAUAUAUAUUUCUUUUUUUAAAAAAAAUUCAGAAUGUAAAAUGAUUUUCCCAGUUAACAGCAGUGAUUCAUCCUAAGCACAUAAUUGGGGACAUGAGCAAAUAAGAUUUAUGGUGAAAGUUCAGAAGCACUGACAUGCAUGCAGACCAGCAUUAUAUCUGAUCUCAUUUCAUCGUCUUCUUUACUGUGCAUUGCAAUCUUACUUGCUGCUGGUUACCUUUGUUUCUUUCUCCCAUGGCUCCUUCUAGUUGUCUGUCAUGUUACUUAAAUCCUUAUUCUUUAACCAGACUUACCAUCUCUAUUCAUAAACUCAGAUCCACCUUUCUAGAGCAUUGAUCACAUUUGAAUGCCAGAAGUGUAAAAAAAAUAAAAAGUUAUAUAGGAAUUCUUGAGAUUUUGACACUAUUCAGGAGGAAGGAAUUCCUGAGAAUCCUUCAUUGAACCACUACUUGAAAAUUAUAUUUAGAGCUAGUGGUGGCAUUCACAAAGAAAGAAAGAACUGUAUAGGUCAGGGAUCAGCAACCUUUUUCAGCUGUGGGCCAGUCCACCGUCCCUCAGACCAUGUGGUGGGCUGGACUAUAUUUUCUUUUGGGGGGGUGUGUGAAAUGAACAAAUUCCUAUGCCCCACAAAUAACCCAGAGAUGCAUUUUAAAUAAAAGCACACAUUCUACUCAUGUAAAAACACGCUGAUUCAUGGACCAUCCGUGGGCCGGAUUGAGAAGGCGAUUGGGCCGUAUCUGGCCCCCUGGCCUUAGUUUGGUGUUUCACUUGGAAGAAUUUUCAAGGGUGAGCUAUUCUUGAUACCUCUCCUUGUUAGCUUAUUUGGAAACUAAAAUAAUGGGAUCAAUUCAUGAAUUUCCCCCUUUGCAGCAGACAUUUGACAAAUUAGCAUAUGGCUUAUUCAUUUCUUACAUGCAAAUAUUAUUUUUGGAUAGUGUUAGGGGUAGAGCUAUUCACUAUUCUUUCUUACAGGGAGCUUAAACUAGCUAAUUUCUUCUUCAGUGGAGGCAGUAAUUCUUGCAUAGAUCUGCCCUCCCACUUGCAAGGUCAUUGAAAUUAGCGUCCUAUAUCCUCUGAGUGGAGAGAGUUCCUAUGUAGUUUCUGGUCCUUCCCAUCUUGGUGCAUGGGUCUUUUCAUUGCAUUCCCCACCACCCACCCCUCUACCUAGCCAGGGUGGGUCAUGAGGUGGGCUUUUGGCUGAAUAUGUGUUUUAAGUUUAAAGGAGGAGGCAUUCAACACCAUAUCCAUUCCGUGCACAGUUUCUGAGAGCCCUAGGAGAGGAAGAGGUUGCUCCUCUAGGAGAGCAAUUGCUAUUGGUAGUGAUGGAGGGGAGCACCCAGACGGCCCGACCACCCUGUCAGGGUGGCUCUGCUAGGUUGGUGCUAACCCUCAUAGGCAGGAAGGACAGAUCAAAAUGGGUGUAAGCCAGUGGAUCUUUAGGCUACCCCACCCUCUGAUUCUGGAUAGUGGAUCUGUCCACCUGGGGCUACAGAAGUGGAUUAGCUAGUGCAUAGUACAGGAGCUGCCAUGCCAUCUUCUGAGGGGAAGGUUCAAAAGGUGGAAUAGGAUCUACCACCCGCUGCACCAUUUGAAAAGUUUGCAGUGCUUAUCUAGGGCCCUUGCCUGGUCUUCGAUAGCUGCGACAGCAGAAGGGACAGAGGCGUUGCUGGGCAGCUUUAACUAGCAGGCUUUCCUUUUCCCCAGACACCUUUGCAAGCCUUUGCCCAUGUCAACAGACAUCUGGACCGAAAGCCUGAUGCACACAUUGACAAGAUGUGAAGGCUUUUUGCCAGAUUCUGAUGCUUCCCCUGAAGUAGUGGGUGUCUACAGCAGCCACAGCACAAGUUAGUUUCGAGAUACAGAUGAACUACCCAGCAUUCAAGAGCAGGCACAAAUAUGUACUUGUUUGGACAGACCAUGUUAUUUCAAAGACUCACAAUAGCAGGCAGGGAUCACAAGACCUUGUUCACUGCUGCAGGAAGCACUGUACCUGCCGUGCAAUCUCCAUGAUCAAUCCUCCUGGCUCAUUCAGUUCUCAUUCAUUUCCAAACCUGCACAGCAAUUCUGGGAUCCUUGGAGAUGCUUGGAACUUCUUGUUGGUUCUCAGCUGCUCUUUGGCAAAUGGAGCUGUCAAGGAAGUAGGACAGCAGAGAGGACAAAAAGGAGGCAUUCUGGGUUGGGGGUGGCUACUGUGGAUCUUUAGGAUCCUCCCAAUCCCCCAUCGCACCCUCUCACUGGAAGCAGUGGGAAGGAAAGGGUUUUAAAAGGACAAGCAGCCAUUAAAGGCAAAAUGGGGGGGGGGAAUCACUUGCCCCUUUCUGUCCUGCCUGUAGGACAAAGGGGCUUCCUCCACCACAGUCUCUCUCUCUCCCUUUGCCCUUAGGAUUGCUUUGUUUGUGCUGUGCUUUUGGUAGUUUAAAAAAGGAAGAAAAUGAAUUGAUAAUGAAAUAUAGAAACUGUCGAACACCUUAUAGCAAGCUAUGGCAACAGAUUUUGAUUACCCAAAAUGUUCAGUUAGCAUAUGUGCCCUGCCUGCUGUUCAUAUCUUUGUUGGGUUGUGGAUUAUUUUUCUAGCAAGGAAUUGGCAGUUGAAGAAUUCAGUUCUUUAGAAUUUAAAAUUCCGAAUUCCUCUUUAUUUAAGAGGGAAUUAUUAUUAAAAGAAAAUGGAAGUUAAUUGCCACCUUAUUGAUCAUGCUGUUGCUAAAUUAAGCUGAAAUUGGCAGAGUUGCCAGUGUAUAUAUUUAUAGUUACAACUCAUCAUACAUUGAAUUUAGCAUUGUAUUCAUUUGAAGUAGGAAAUAAUUGCAUGUUCUAUAAAGCUAGUGCUUAGUACUGGGGCGGAGGGCAGAGGGUUCCGUAAAGUACAGAUUUGUAAGCAAAUGACCAUUUGCUAAUGCAUUUUAUUAUCUUUUUGACCCUGCAUAUGGAAAUAGCUUGAGGGAUGUUUGCUAGCGCUAAGGGUGGGGGAGGUUGUGCUAAGGUACAAGCCUAGCCAACGGUGGUGUCCUUCGAGGAUGUUAAAUCAAAAUUCAGUUUGCUCUAAUCAUUUCAGAUGACAAAAAAGACAUUGACCAUGAGACUGUGGUGGAAGAGCAGAUCAUUGGUGAGAACUCCCCUCCAGACUACUCUGAAUACAUGACAGGAAAGAAGCUACCACCUGGAGGAAUACCUGGCAUCGAUCUUUCCGACCCUAAACAGCUGGCUGAAUUUGCAAGGUAAGUGGUAAGAGAAUUGUUUUUCUAGUAAAAACAUUAUUCCAUUAUUCUCAUUCAUAAUUAUCAGAUACUGAGAAAUGAUCUUUCUGGUAUAAGAGUUCAGACACUGAGAUAGGAAUUGUGACUGUGAAAUUUCUUCAGAGUUCUCUCUCUGAUUAGGUCAUUCUGGAAUAAAUUCUCUGGCUUGCCUGCCAGAUUCCUCAAGUUUCCAGAUUCCUGUUUCAAAGUCCAUUCUCUAUUCCAUCUUGCCUCCAGCCUUCCCCCUCUGGGGUCCAUAUCCUUAAAUGUGCAGAGAUGGGACCAGUCUCUUCUCACUUCCUAACCCUGUUCCUUAGAGGUUUUAUUCCCAGCCAAAAUAACAGCUUCCCCUCCCUCACAGAAGUUGAACUGUAAACUGUUUAGUUUCCUGGACAGUGGAAUAUUUCAUGCCAUCACACCAGCUCAGCCAGUCAGUUUGAGACUUUGCCAUCACAACUGCAAUACGAUACAGUUGGUUUAUGUCAGAAGAUUACUUUGUUAAUACAAAGCAAAUAAGAAUAUAUUUCCUUUUCACUGAUCAAUGCUGUUGUGCUUUUCUUUGCAAGAAUGAAGCCAAGAAAAAUCAAAGAAGAUGAUGCUCCAAGAACGAUAGCCUGUCCUCAUAAAGUGAGUAAAAUAUUAUGAUUGCUGAUAGCCUGAUAGUCAACAAAAUGCUUUUUAACUUCAGAGUUCAUGCUUAUAAAGACUGCUUCUCUGUUCCUUUUAAAAAUUAAAGUAUGAGGAAAGUUGCAUACAUUUUGUAUUGUAUUAAAGUAUUGUUUCUCCUGAUGGGAAGUAGAAGGACCAUGGCAACUAGGAAAAAGGGAAAGCAGCUCAUGUAUUUAAAAAAUUAAAAAAACUGAAAAUGACUUGGCAAAAAAUGUGAAGAGGCUGAAUGUGUUUUAGUAGAGCACCCGGAAAUCCUAGUUGUAAUACAGUCCACUGAUGUGUCAUCUUUGUAUUCUCUCGAAGGGCUGCACAAAGAUGUUCAGGGACAACUCUGCCAUGCGGAAGCAUCUGCACACUCAUGGGCCUCGAGUACACGUCUGUGCGGAAUGCGGCAAGGCCUUUGUGGAGAGCUCAAAACUAAAGCGGCACCAGCUAGUUCAUACUGGAGAGAAGCCCUUUCAGGUAACUAUUUUUUUCCAAAAUACUUUUGGUAGACAUUUAUGCUGCAUGUAGAGAUCAUUCUGAGGCUCAAAAAACCCAAAGGUACCUGUUCUCAGAUAAAAUUAGGUAACACCAGUCAAAGGGCUGGAAAUAAUCUAAAUGUGUGGACAGAGAAUAAUUCAAGCAACUGCCCAACAGGCAUUUCGCACUAAAUCUUUUCCUAUCCUGUCUUGUUGGGUCAUUCAUGAUGCUAUCUUUCCAUAGUUACCAGGAGGUUUGAGAUCAGGUCUUAUAACAAGCAGCAGACUUAAUAGCUGCUAGGCAAAAUAUACCUAGCAAAAUGUAAUUACAUUCACGCACUCACCCCCCCCCCCCAAAAGCAUUUCAUUUGCUGGCUGCACACUUCAUCAUUGUCAGAGACUUAAUUAUUGGAGCACUUGCAAGCUGUUGAUGUAGACGGAGUGCAAUAUAUUGAGAACUGUUUCUCCCUUUCCUGACAUGCUGCAUUUUCCCACUACAGGCCAGGCCUCAGAGGUUAUAUAGGUGUGGGAUGUCUUUCACUGAUAAGUCAUACUGUCUAGUUUGCCAGCUCAAGAUGUACAAACUGGACAACAUCAUAAACAAAUUGUAUGUGUGUUUUUUCUCCUUGAGGUUUUUAGAAUGUGCUUGUAUGCAAACUUUUGUAAUAGGAGCAAUAAACAGAAAUCUAGACAGUGGAGAAAUUCUGUUCCUGUUGUGAAAGCUGGUGCUCUUAGAACUGUUGUUUUACCUCUCGGUAGUAGUAGUUUGCCAUGGCUGUUAUUCACUGUCCUUUAUAUAAAGCAAUCAAGAAUUGACUUUUCCCAUGUUGUUGAAGACAUGCGUCUUCAUCAAAUGUUCCUCAGCCUUUCGUUGGCAAAAAUCGCGCAAGAGGGCUAUGAAUAAAGCCGUGCAUAGAAACAAGUGCAUAGAAACAAGAUAGUGAAUGCCAACUUUUAUUUCAGUGGAUAAAGUGAUCAUUGUCUUUAUCCUCCAGAGACGUACUUUGCUUGUUAUGCCUGCUGAACUGUUCAGAUAACACAGGCAUUGCACCAUAGCAUUUAUAGGAAGGAAUGGGUGAAUUCUUCAUGUCCAUGGGAUUCCUAAGUUCUUGGCUGGGAAGCCUGCCAUUUGCAGUAAUUUUUUUUAUGUAACGUCGUGGUUAAUUGGUGUACAUUUAUAAUGUAUUUUCCUGGGGAAAUGUGGAUUAAAGAGUAAAGGUGGUGCUUGAAGGAUACCAAGAACUGCUUAUAGGCUUAUGUAAUGUUACCUGGACUACUACUUAACUGCUUUAGAAAUGUAAAGCUUUUUCUUGAGAUAUCUUACUGCUAGUAAAUUCAUGUCACGAGGUAUAGAAUCAUACUUUGCAUUGUAGAGUUGGAAGGGAUCCUGAGGGUCAUCUAGUCCUAGCUCCUUCAACCAUUCCUCAUAAGGCUUGGCUUCUAGACCCUUGAUCAUCUUAGUUGCCCUCCUCUGCACAUGUUCCAGCUUGUCAACAUCCUUCUUAAAUUGUGUUGCUCAGAAUUGAACAUAGUACUCCAGGUGUGGACUAGCCAAGGCAGAAUAGAGCAGUACUAUUACUUCCCUUGAUCUGGAUACUACACAUCUGUUGAUGCAGCCUAGAAUAGCAUUAGCGUUUUUUGCUGCUGCAUCACACAGUUGACUCAUGUUAAGCUUGUCUACUAAUAGUCCUAGAUCUUUUUCACAGGUACUCCAGGCAAGCCAGGUGUCCACCAUCCUAUAUCUGUACAGCUGGUUCUUCCUGCCUAAGUGUAAAACCUUACCCAUGUCCCUAUUGAAAUUCACUGUUAGUUUCGGCUCAGUUUUCCAAUCUGUUAAAGGUCUGAUUGAAUCACUAUUCUGUCUUCAGUGGCAUUGGCUACCCCUCCCAGUUUGGUGGCAUCUGCAGAUUUGAUGAGCAUCCCCUCAAUUCCUUCACCCAAGUCAUUUAUAAAGAGGUUGGAACAACAGUGGCCCAGGACAUAACCCUGUGGCGUCCCACUUGUUACGUUUUUCCAGGGUGACGGGAAACUAUUAGUGAUCACUCUUUGUAUUCAGUCAGUCAACCAGCAACAAAUAUGAUCCUGUGUAUGGAAGUCCAUGGAUUUGAGUUUCAGCUUCAUUCUGAAUAUUGUAUGUUUGUAUUGCAUUUUUAAAAUGAUUGCCCGCUGCCUUGUGACUACUAUGAGAGACUGUAUAGAAAUGGUGACUAGAAAGUGCCAGCGUGCCAUGAGCAAACUAAUAAUAGUUUCAUGUUCACAGUAUUUGAGGCAAAAAUAUUAGUCUUACUGAGACAUGCUCCUAAUGCCCUGUGUUUUCAUUCAACAGUGCACGUUUGAAGGUUGUGGCAAACGCUUUUCACUGGACUUCAAUUUGCGCACACAUGUGCGAAUUCAUACUGGAGACAGGCCCUAUGUGUGCCCUUUUGAUGGCUGUAAUAAGAAGUUCGCUCAGUCAACUAACCUGAAAUCUCACAUCUUAACACAUGCUAAGGCCAAAAACAACCAGUGAAACUCUGCAAGAAGAAAGCUCUUGGACUCAAAGCAUCUUACUUUACAGGAGAAUGGUUGAAAAUGAAUAAGCCUCCCCUUUGUAUAUUGUUUCUAGGAAAGAAUUUAAAAAAACAAACAAAAAAAGAACCCUACACGCCUAAAGGACUUGUUUUUGAUAAAGUGGCAAAAUAAACUUUAAGGGUGCAUUGCUGCAAUGCUCGAUUUUGCUCUAUAAUUUGGGUUUCGAGAGUACGGUGUUUUUGUAAAGCGUGGCCCCACCUGGAGGAGGCAAGACAGUUCAUGGACUUGCAUCAAAGACAGUUCUUUCUACAACAGUGCUAAAAUUGGACUUUUCACAUUGUUAUAAAUAUGAAGCUCACCUGUUGCUUACAAUUUUUUAAUUUUGUAUUUUCCAAGUGUGCAUAUUGUACACUUUUUGGGGAUAUGCUUAGUAAUGCUAUGUGUGAUUUUUUUCUGGAGGUUGAUAACUUUGCUUGCAGUAGAUUUUCUUUAAAAGAAUGGGCAGUUACAUGCAUACUUCAAAAGUAUUUUCCUGUAAAGAGAAAAAAAAGUUAUAUAGGUUUUGUUUGCUAUCUUAAUUUUUUUGGUUGUAUUCUUUGAUGUUAACACAUUUUGUAUAAUUGUAUCGUAUAGCUGUAAUGAAAUCAUGUAGUAACAAAUAUUAGAUGUGAUUUAAUAGUGUUAAUCAACUUAAACCCAUUUUAGUCACUUUUUUUGGGAAAAAUACUGCCAGAUGCUGAUGUUCCGUGUACUUUCUCUUUGCCUGUUCAGUUAAGGAAAGUGGUGCUCAGUUGUAGAAUGUAUUGUACAGGCACUGACCUUUUAACAACACCUGAUAUGUACAUCCCGUGUAAUAGAGUGGGCAAAAAAAUAAAACAGUGGUCCUGAAGAAAGAAUAUGGCAGAAAACAAUCUGUAAGCACAGCCUAUUUUUCUUCUGUUGUCCAGGACAAAUUAUAGUUCUUUAACGUCCCAGAAAUUGGAUGCUAAAUAAAACUCAAGUUACCUUAACUACCCCCCUCCCCUGCCUUCAAUUAGAUUUUUAAUGUAAGUGGUGUAUCUUCAUCAUAGCACUAAACCCCCAACCUGAAUAACACUAAGCAGUUGUGGAGAUUUUGAUCUUUCUGGAUCAUAUGGAGCCUCCCAUUGGGCGCUGCAGCUUUGACAGUGAAGUAUAGCUUUUGGUUUUUUUUACAUUCAGCAAGUGGUGGAGCAGGACAACCUAUAGACCUCUGCUGCCUUGGUCUGAUAAGGUAAGGUGAUGACAGCUGCACCCAUUAGUGGGGUGAGUCGUGCAUGUGAAUUGAAACACCAGAAUGCUGAAGUAACCUGUCCUUGGCCUGGGGAGAUGGUUCUUACCUUUGAGAAUCUAUAGAACAGUAUAGUGCAGGUUGCAUAUUUUUUGUUGAACAGAGUAUAGUUGCUGUCAUUUUUCCUUCUUGGUGUCCAAUAGCUGCCCUAAGUACCAAAACAGCAACAAGCUUAACUUGGAUUCUGAGCCGAGAAAAGGGUGGCUUCUGCAUCAGUGAUGUGAAUUUAAAUGAUACAACCUAUUUUGUUUGACUCUGUAAUGCGUUACUGUUGUACAAUAAUUCUGCAUAACCUAAAUCAAGGGACAAUGGCAAGAAGCUGUGCAGGGCACCCAAGCCCCACCCCUGAUCAAUGGAAAUUUUAGUAGCUUUUGAGGGCACUCCCCAUGCUCACAAGAAUAUGACGGGAUUCAUCCUGCACAAGGACUUCUUCUGGCACAGCAGAGUCCCUCCCCCCCCCCCCCGGCACGCUGCAUGUUGGCUAAGGGCAUCGGGACACUCUUCAGUACCUUGUAUGUUCAGGAGGGGGGCAGACCAAGCCAUUCGCUUAGCUCUACAUUGAAUUCCUCUACUUUCAACCUAAAGGGCUAGGAACUGAGGGCUAGAAAUGAGUUUCUUGGCAAGCUGAAAUCUGAACCCUGUACCGUGUGCUGCAACUUCUGUUUUACACUUCUGCAGAAUUGUAGCAGCUUGUAUAACCGCUUAAGAGAUUUUUAAAAUAUUAAGCGGUUUAUAAAUGCUUUUAAAUAAACACAACCCUGGUUGUACAGAAACGUCAUUGCUGCAAUGAAUCUGCAAUUAUUAACGAAGAUCUAGCUUGCAACAGGACAGAGAAUGGGUAUAUUGCUGCCAGUGUGCCCCCAGUGUCUGAUUUUAUAUUCGAACUGGAUGGGAAGUGGGAAUACAAUUUUCAUGUGUCAGCGAUGCAACUUCAAAAUGUAAAUCUCCUGGGCUUAAGUUCUUAAUACGGGGAAUGGAAACUAAGGUACCUGCUCAAGACUGAAGGUUUCUCAUCUUGAAGCAUCACUUCUGCAAUAGUUUUGCUAAGGAAUGGGAUCUUGUGUUUCUGGAGAAACUUGCCCACCAAUUAAAUGCAUCUUGGGGCCAUCUCAAGCCAAGCCUUAGUUUUGUUUCUGUCUUGGUAUCAUCUGUCUUAACUCUGCUUACACUAAUGUAAGCCAGCAUUGGUAGACAAGUGUUUCCGUUUAUGGACUCAACCUAAAAAAAUCCUUUUCUCUUUUACACUUUGCUGUGUAGCACUUGCAAUUGUGUAUGCCUCCAUAGAACCAUAUUUAUGCCUAGCAUAACAUCAGGUUCUCUGUAAACAAUGACAAAUUCAUGUACUACUUUCUGUACUGCAUAGUUAACUGUACAUGGUAACGCCAUCUUAUGUGUGAAAAGCGGCUUCUAAACUUGCUAAAGCUGAUUAAAUUUCAGUUUAUUUUU